AUGAAGAUUAGUAUUUUGUCUACAUUAUUGCUUCUUGGGACUUUUGAUAAGGUGAUUUCGAGGAGAGUUGUUGAUUUGGGUUCCUUAGAUCUUUCUGAAGGUGAGGAAGUUAUCGAAAAGAGGGAACCUAAGAGAUUACCUUUGGAUAUUGAAGGAAUAGUACAUGAUUACGACAAGAAUCUGAAGAAAAGAGAGCCUAAAAGAGUUGGUUUAAGCUUUGAAAAAGUGUCAAAUGAUGAUGCAGAGGUAUUUGACAAGUCUAAAGUUAAGAGAGAUAUGAAAAGGCCUCAGUUUGUCAUUGAUAUUUCUGAUGGAAAGACGGAGGAUCGGGUGAAUUUGGAUUCCAGACUUACAGUACUCCAGGAUAUCAGUAUUUUCUCCAGUUAUGGGCGUAACGUCUUAGAUGUUGAGUCUCAGUGGGAAGAUGGUUCGCAAGAAUUAAUCGUUAUUGCACCCACAAAUGCAGCUAUUUCCAGCCUACCAAAGAAGCCAUGGCAAUUCCCAAAAGAUAUUGAUGCUAUGGAGGAGGCUGAUGCGGCUCCAAAGGAUAUUGAGGAUGCCAUCAAUGGAAAUAUUGCCCACUUUGUGAAAUCCCAUAUCAUAUCACGUUCUAAUGACUUUAACUUACAAUCUACCGAGGUAUGGCUCCAUAGUGAGGCAGAUUCAUCUGAGAAAGGGGAUAUCGUCUUGAAAAAGCAAGAUAACGAAUAUUACAUUGCUUCUGCUUCGGAUAUGGACUUCAAACAAGUGAAAACAGUAGAUGUUGCUGCUAAUGGUGUUAUUUUGAUCAUUGAUGCAUGCUUAAUUAAGCCAUGA
Molecule: messenger RNA, 816 nt
Organism: Kluyveromyces marxianus DMKU3-1042
Lineage: Eukaryota; Fungi; Ascomycota; Saccharomycetes; Saccharomycetales; Saccharomycetaceae
Product: fasciclin domain-containing protein
Exons: 1
Coding region: 1-816 (271 amino acids)
Source: RefSeq, a predicted model, not a curated record